AUAAUACUAUUCCAAUGUCUUUGUGUGCUAAUUCUAACAUCUGUAUUAGUUCUGAGUCAUUUUAGAUUGGUUGAUUUUUCUUCAUACAAAGGACUAUAUUUUCCUGCUUAUUUGCACUUUUGUAGAAUUUUUAUUGUGUAUCUGUGGAUUUUACCAGUUUAGGUAGCGAAUAUUUUGAAUAUCUGUAAAUACUCUUAACCUUCCUUCUGGGGUGCAGUUAAGUUAACUUGAUUCUCUUGGGUCUUGCUUUUAGGUUUUGUUAGUUGGGGCAGAGUAUCAUUUAGUCUAGGGUUACUUUUGCCUUAAAACUGAGGCAAACUUUUCUCUCCAAAGUGUCCCACGAAUUAGGAGGUUUUCUAGUCUGACUAAUGGGAACAGGCCCCAUGUGAAUUUCAGGUACUGUUCCUUCUAAUCCUUCAGAGUGGUUCUUUCCCCAGAGUCAUGUCGUUUCCUCACAUUUUGCACUGGUUAAUGUUUUCUGGGAUACUUAAAGUAGAACCUUUGCAGAUUUCUGUGAUUCUUUCUCUUUGUAGCUUUUUCCUCGCUGCUGCUGUAAACUCUAAGCUGCCUUGGUCCCCUCAGACUCCCAACUCUUUUUCUCUCAGCUCAGGGAGUUGGAUGGGCUCUAUUUUGGUUCCUCCAGUGCUCCAUGGCCUGGACCCUCUAUCAAGGGAGUAAGCUGGGGCAAUCAUAGGGCUCACAUCAUAUGUAGCCCCUCUCUCAAGGAACAUGUUCUUCAAUGCCUGAAAUCUGCUGUCUUGAAAAACCAUUGUUUCAUAUAUUAUCCAGUUUGUUGUCAUUGUUUUGAGACAGGGUCUCACUCUGUCACCCAGGCUGGAGUGCAGUAAUGAGAUCAUGGCUCAAGUGAUCCUCCCACCUCAGCCUCCCAAGUAGCUUUUUUGUUGUUUCAGGCAGUGGGUUAAAUCCAGUUUCUUUUGUUCCAUCUUGGUUGGAAGCAGAAGUAUUAGGUAGACAUGUCCAUUGAAGGGUUUUCUUUUCUUCUCCAAUUUGGCAGCAUUUUUAGGAAAGUAUUUCUUUUUAUCUUGGUUUUUACUUUUUUAUUACUGACCUGUAUCUUUUAUCAUAAGAAUACAGUUGUCCUAAAUCUAUUUUUUCAAUUGUCUGAAUUUUCUUAAAUGAUUCAAGGCAGAACAAAUGAAGAAUGCUUUCUUUUGAGAAUUCCAAAGUUGUAUAGAUGGUGGGUAUACUUGUAUAAAUUUGGUUGAUUAUUACCUUUUAUGUUAUAUUGUGUAGAUUAUAAGGUAGAAUGGGCUAGGAUUGCUUUUUUUCCCUGCCAGUAAAAGUUCACAGAAUCCAGUAAAUGCCAAGUAUAUCCAAUAAAGAAACAAACACAAAUGAUAAGGAUGUUUUGAGUUGACAAGCUUUUCUGUACAGUUGUUAUUUAAGGGAUAGGGUAUUGAACAAUGAUUUCUCUAAGCAGCAGUUCCAUAUGCCAUGACUGUAUAAACUUAUACAUUAUAGCUAAAGGGAACUUGCAUUCUUUCCACUCCAUUAAAAAUGUACUGUCAUUUUCUUAACUUCACGUUAUGAGGCGUGGAUUUAACAAACUUUUUUGGAGGGUUUGGCAAACGGCAUUUGACCUAUAUUCCCUCAUUUUUUAAAUGGUAGUAUUUGCUAUGGCUUUGCUUUUGAUGACUGUUAGUCAACUGUUUCUCUCUUGAACAAAAUGGUGUGCUCUCACCAGCCUAUCACACAUCAGACUUAGAGCCAUGACAUUUGAAUUUAUUCAUUCCUAACUUGUUAUUUUAAGAAUAUCCUCAGAUAUUAUUGGGCAAUUACUAUCUUUCAGGCAAGUGCUAAGUUUCAAGCAUGUAUGGUGAAAAGACUUGAUCUUUGUUCUCAGCCAAGGAGCAUUUAGUGACAAAUAAUCAUUAUAACACAUUGUGAUAAAUUAUUUGCUGAGUUGUUCAUGUGUUUUACAAAUAUUUACUGAGAAUCUGCUAUGUGCCAGAUAUUAAUACAGGCUGUGGGUUUAUAGCAGUGAAUAAUUCCCUAGUCUCAUAGAGCUAACAUUUUAAUGAGGAGAAAAAUGAUGAUGUGGAGGGAGUGGGAGAGUGGAGAAAUGCUAGGAAGAUAAAUUAGAGUAAGAAAAUGGAGCUUGUCAGUGGAAGGGUGUUGCCUUUUUACAGUGGUCAAACUCUUGUUGUAAGGUGACAUUUGAGCCAAGACCUUAAAGAAAUUGAGAGGAUAAGUCACUCAAAUAUCUGGGGGAAAGUGUUCUAAACAGAGGCAGAUAUAAAAAUAAGAAAGGAUGAGUGUGCCUGCUGUGACUGAAGAGCCAGAAAGGGUCCAGAAUAGCCAGUAGAAUGAGGAAGGGGAAAAUGGCAGGAGGUGAGCUCAGCAAGGCAGAGGUGAGGAGAAGCUGUAGCUGGACUGAGGAACCAGAUCACCUGGGGCUUUAUUAGCUGUGAAAAGGAUGUGAGUUUUCAUUCUGAGUGAGAAUCUGAGUAGAGGAGAGACAUGAAGGGUUUUGGGGUUAGGAGGAUCCUUCUAGGCAUUGCCCCAUGAAGCAAGGGAAGAGGCUCAUGGUCUGAGGGCUGGGAAGAGUUAGAAACUGUAGCAAUAGACAAAAUGAGAGAUGGUGAGAGCUUGGGCCAGGAUAAUUGUAGUUGUGGUGGUGUGAGAUGGUUCAACUCAGGAUUUAUGUUAAAGAACCUAUCCAGUGAGUUUGCUCAACGAUUGGAUGUAAGGUAUGAUGAGAAAAAAAAAGGUUUGGGGCCUGAACAACUAGUGCAAGAGAGUUGUAUUUCACGAGGUGAGUAAGAACGUGGUGGGAUCAGGGGAUUUGGGUAGGUUAAUACCCAAAGGUAGGUAGAGGAAGGAAGAACUUGAUUUUAGACCUGCUAUGUUUGAAGGACAUGUUAGACACCAAUGGAGAUGUCAAGUAGACACUUGGAUUUAUGAGUUUAGAGUAAGAGAUGAAUUUUGGGCUAAAGAUAAAAAUUUACUAAGACAUAAUUUAAGUAGAAAAACUUACAUACCUUGAUGAGUGCUAGAUAAAAAUAUCUAAGAUCAUCCAAUACAGAUCAUUUUUAUGGAAAUGGAGAACCUAAAGCUCAGAAAAGUAGAAUGAGGUGCCCAAGGACACAGGUUUUUGGCAGAAUUCGUGUCAUUUGAUUCCUUGUCUUCUACUAUUUCCAGUCCAGCACGCAGUGUUUUAUUCAUGCUGAUAUAGUUCAGAAAUGGGGGGAACCUUACUAGUACAAAAGCCAGGAUAGUAAGCAAUGGUAUAAGGCAGGGUUUAAGAGCACAGACUCUGGAACAAACUUCCUAGGUUUAUUCCUCAUUCUCCCACAUACCUACUGUAUGACCUUGGUUAAAUUAUAUAGCUUCUCUGUGCUUCAGUUUCCUUAUCUGCAAACUGCAAUUGAUAAUAAUAGUAUGUACCUCACAGAGUACUUGGGAACUUAAUUGACAGGACAUAAGUAAAGCAUUUAAGUCACUAUGUUAAGUGCUAUCCAAGAGAAGCUGCAGCUAUGAUUUAUUAUUGUUAUUAAUAAUUAUUAUUCUAAGUCACUCAUUGGGAAAUCUUCAGAAAGUCUUUUCUUUAAACUUAGUUUUCCUACCUCAGAUGCAAAAUAAUAAAGUCUUCCAAUUGCUUCCUCUUUAAGAUUCUUAUUUCAGAGUGGAAGCCAUGAGCUUUCAUUACAACUUCUUGGGACCCAGAAUUAGCUUAUCUAGGGGGUAUUUAGAUACUAUGGAGAAGUCAUAUUGAGGUCAAAUAUUCUCAAAUCCCCUCUAUCCAGGGUUGCCUGUUCAUUCCCUGACAUUCGCAUCUACUGGUGCUUGUAAUUGGUUGGUAGCAUGCUCUGCUCUAUUGGAACAGUGUGUUCUUUUAAUUGAUUGCUUUCUGUGAGAAUGGCUUAUCUGCCUUUUUCAUUAACAUUCAUGAUUCUGUGACACUUCAUUCUCUCCAUUAAUAGCUUUAUGGAUGUCUUUUUAAUAGAGAUUUAAUCUUGCCUUUAACAUUUUAGGCAAUGUCUUGGUUAUCUACACUGUAACAUCUCAUUGUUGUGUGUUUAUGUUAUUAAUUCAUCAUUGUGUACUAAUCAAAACAAGUAAGCUCCUGUUUUUAACACCCCAUUCUUUGUGGAUAACAGUUGAUUUGUGGCAGGUUCUAGAUGAAUUGAAUAUUAUAAUUUAUGAGUAACAUUGGUUAAUUUUCUAGAGAGAAUAAUGAGAUUAUUGAUUAAGUUUUUUUUUUUUAUAAAGGAGAUUUAGUAACAGUGUCAGUGAAGAAGUGUGAAAGUCUCUCUUUAUUUCACUGGUUAGUGUGUGAUUAUUUUCCUUUCUCUGCCUGUCUUAGUUCAUUGUCUGUUGCUAUAACAGAAUACCUGAGACUGGAUAAUUUAUAAAAGAAAGAAGUUUAUUUAGCUUGCAAUUCUGGAGGCUGGGAAGUCCAAGAUGGAGUGGCCACAUCAGGUGAGGGCCUCAUGCUGCGUUAUAACAUGAUGGAAAACACCACAUGGUGGGAGAACUUGCGGGCGGGGCGGUGCAAAAGAAACAAGCACGAGAGGCUGAGCUUGCUUUGUAACAACCCGCUUUCAUGGUAACUAACUUACUCCCAUGAGAUUAACACACUCUCAUGAGAAAGACAUAAAUAACUCUUCAUGAUCAAAUUACCCCUUGAAGGCCCCACCACCUCCCAACCGUGCCAUGAUGGCAAUCACAUUUCAACAUGAGUUUCAGAGGAGACAAACCAUAUUCAAACCAUAGCACUGCCCGACAUGCUAAGUGUCAACCUUGAAGUAAAUCAAGUGUGUUAACAGAAGCAAGUUAUCCCAAGAUGAUUGGUCAUGCAGAUGGUAAGCAGUUGGACAGCAAAGAUUUAAUUUUGUAUCGAUUAUGCAUAUCAACUAAAUACCAUUUUUUUCCCGACUUAUUUGCUCUGUUUUUUUGUCAUUCGUGGUGGCAUUCAUGGAACUUCUACUCAGCAUGUGUUAGUCUUCUAGCCUCUCCUCAGACUUUUAUUAACCUUUGCUGUCUUGGAUGUGAAUUUUGUUCAAUAUUGUUUGGUAGGUUCUUGAUCCUUCCUCAAUGUCUGCAAGACACUCAGAAUAUCCUCGUUCACACUUUCAAGAUGAUCUUCCUAUCCUUAGGCAGAUAAGACAUGAGCUUGGAGCACAAUGUCUUCGUCUCCUGGUCACUGAUUCCUCUGGACUACAAUGAUGUCUGUUCUAUUAUUGCCAGUUUCCGAGGAACCGUUCCAUAUGGCCUGUCAUUGGAAAUUGGAGAUACAGUUCAGAUCCUGGAGAAGUGUGAUGGCUGGUACAGAGGAUUUGCCUUAAAAAACCCAAAUAUCAAGGGUAUAUUUCCUUCCAGCUACGUUCACUUGAAAAAUGCCUGUGUAAAGAACAAAGGACAAUUUGAAAUGGUUAUUCCCACUGAAGACUCUGUUAUCACAGAAAUGACAUCAACAUUAAGAGACUGGGGAACCAUGUGGAAACAACUCUAUGUGCGUAAUGAAGGCGAUCUCUUCCACCGGCUGUGGCACAUCAUGAAUGAAAUCCUGGACCUGAGGCGGCAGGUGCUGGUGGGCCACCUCACCCACGACCGGAUGAAGGACGUGAAGCGCCACAUUACUGCCCGGCUUGACUGGGGCAAUGAACAACUGGGACUGGACCUGGUGCCUAGGAAAGAGUACGCAAUGGUGGAUCCGGAAGACAUCAGCAUUACUGAGCUCUACCGAUUGAUGGAACAUCGACAUCGGAAGAAAGACACCCCGGUGCAGGCCAGCAGUCACCACCUCUUUGUCCAGAUGAAGAGCCUCAUGUGUUCCAACCUGGGAGAGGAGCUGGAGGUCAUCUUCUCACUCUUUGACAGUAAAGAGAACCGGCCAAUCAGUGAGAGAUUUUUCUUGAGGCUGAAUAGAAACGGGCUUCCCAAAGCCCCUGAUAAACCGGAACGACAUUGCUCCCUCUUUGUGGAUUUGGGCAGCAGUGAGCUAAGAAAGGACAUUUAUAUCACCGUGCACAUUAUCCGAAUCGGUCGAAUGGGAGCAGGAGAAAAAAAGAAUGCCUGUAGUGUCCAGUACCGACGACCCUUUGGCUGUGCAGUUCUUAGCAUCGCUGACCUGCUAACAGGAGAGACAAAGGAUGACCUCAUUCUGAAAGUAUACAUGUGUAACACAGAGAGUGAGUGGUACCAAAUCCAUGAGAACAUCAUCAAAAAGCUGAAUGCACGUUAUAACUUGACUGGCUCCAAUGCAGGUUUAGCAGUUUCCUUACAGCUAUUGCACGGAGACAUUGAACAAAUCAGAAGGGAAUAUUCAUCAGUAUUUUCUCAUGGAGUAUCCAUAACAAGGAAGCUGGGAUUUUCAAAUAUUAUUAUGCCUGGUGAAAUGAGGAAUGAUUUAUAUAUCACUAUUGAAAGGGGAGAAUUUGAGAAAGGAGGGAAGAGCGUGGCCAGAAAUGUGGAAGUUACGAUGUUCAUUGUAGACAGUAGUGGCCAAACCCUGAAGGAUUUUAUCUCCUUCGGCUCUGGGGAGCCACCAGCCAGUGAGUACCACUCCUUUGUGCUUUACCAUAACAACAGUCCCAGGUGGUCUGAACUGCUGAAACUUCCCAUUCCUGUGGAUAAAUUCCGGGGUGCACACAUCCGCUUCGAGUUUCGGCAUUGUUCCACAAAGGAGAAAGGAGAGAAGAAGUUGUUUGGGUUUUCUUUUGUCCCUCUGAUGCAAGAAGAUGGUAGGACUCUUCCAGAUGGCACUCAUGAGCUCAUCGUGCAUAAGUGUGAAGAAAACACAAAUCUUCAGGAUACUACCCGCUACCUCAAACUUCCCUUUUCCAAGGGCAUUUUCCUUGGGAAUAAUAAUCAAGCCAUGAAGGCCACAAAGGAGUCCUUUUGUAUUACAUCUUUUCUCUGUUCCACAAAACUCACACAAAAUGGUGAUAUGCUUGAUCUUUUGAAAUGGAGAACCCACCCAGACAAGAUCACUGGCUGUCUCUCUAAAUUAAAAGAAAUUGAUGGCUCAGAGAUAGUAAAGUUUCUGCAGGAUACACUGGAUACCUUAUUUGGAAUUUUAGAUGAAAAUUCCCAAAAAUAUGGGUCUAAAGUGUUUGAUUCUUUGGUUCACAUAAUAAAUUUGCUGCAAGAUAGCAAAUUUCAUCAUUUUAAACCUGUAAUGGACACUUACAUUGAGAGUCAUUUUGCUGGGGCACUUGCAUACAGAGAUCUCAUCAAAGUGCUCAAAUGGUACGUGGACCGGAUCACAGAAGCAGAGCGGCAAGAGCAUAUCCAGGAGGUGCUGAAGGCACAAGAAUACAUUUUUAAGUAUAUAGUUCAAUCUCGAAGGCUGUUUUCCCUUGCCACUGGUGGGCAAAACGAAGAGGAGUUCCGCUGCUGCAUUCAGGAGCUUCUCAUGUCAGUCCGUUUCUUUCUUUCGCAAGAGAGCAAAGGGUCUGGAGCAUUAUCUCAGUCACAGGCUGUGUUUCUGAGCUCUUUCCCUGCCGUGUACUCAGAACUGUUGAAGCUCUUUGAUGUCCGGGAAGUAGCCAACUUGGUCCAGGACACCCUGGGCAGUCUGCCGACCAUCCUGCAUGUGGAUGAUUCCCUGCAGGCCAUCAAACUGCAGUGCAUUGGCAAAACCGUGGAAAGCCAGCUUUAUACCAACCCAGAUUCCCGAUACAUUCUUCUGCCUGUCGUGUUACAUCACCUCCACAUUCACUUGCAAGAACAGAAGGACCUGAUCAUGUGUGCACGUAUCCUUAGCAACGUAUUUUGUCUUAUCAAGAAAAAUAGCUCAGAAAAAUCUGUGCUGGAGGAAAUAGAUGUGAUAGUGGCCAGCUUGCUGGAUAUUCUGCUGAGGACCAUAUUGGAGAUCACCAGCCGACCUCAGCCAUCCAGCUCAGCAAUGCGGUUCCAGUUCCAGGAUGUCACUGGGGAGUUUGUUGCUUGUCUCCUGUCCCUAUUACGACAAAUGACAGAUAGACAUUAUCAACAGCUUCUUGAUAGUUUUAAUACAAAGGAAGAACUAAGGGAUUUCCUGCUGCAGAUAUUUACUGUGUUCCGAAUAUUGAUACGCCCGGAGAUGUUUCCAAAGGACUGGACUGUUAUGCGCUUGGUUGCUAACAAUGUUAUUAUUACAACAGUUCUAUACCUCUCAGAUGCACUUCGUAAGAACUUCUUAAAUGAAAACUUUGAUUAUAAGAUCUGGGAUUCCUACUUUUACCUCGCAGUCAUUUUUAUAAACCAGUUGUGUCUGCAGUUGGAGAUGUUCACACCUUCCAAGAAGAAAAAGGUGUUAGAAAAGUAUGGUGACAUGCGGGUAACAAUGGGUUGUGAAAUUUUCAGCAUGUGGCAAAACCUAGGAGAGCACAAGCUUCAUUUUAUCCCUGCCCUGAUUGGCCCCUUCCUAGAAGUGACCUUGAUACCCCAGCCAGAUCUUCGGAAUGUCAUGAUUCCAAUUUUUCAUGAUAUGAUGGACUGGGAGCAGAGGCGGAGUGGCAACUUUAAACAGGUGGAAGCCAAGCUAAUUGACAAACUGGAUAGCCUGAUGUCAGAAGGCAAAGGUGACGAAACAUACCGCGAGCUCUUCAACAGUAUAAUUCCACUAUUUGGUCCCUAUCCUAGUCUACUAAAGAAAAUUGAGCGGGAAACAUGGCGGGAAAGUGGCGUUUCAUUAAUUGCUACUGUAACUCGUCUAAUGGAGAGGUUGUUAGAUUACAGGGACUGCAUGAAAAUGGGAGAGGUAGAUGGCAAAAAGAUUGGCUGCACAGUUAGCCUUCUGAACUUCUAUAAGACUGAACUGAACAAGGAGGAGAUGUAUAUACGCUACAUUCACAAACUCUAUGAUCUGCAUCUCAAAGCACAGAACUUUACAGAAGCUGCAUAUACCCUCCUCUUAUAUGACGAGCUACUGGAAUGGUCUGAUCGGCCCCUCAGGGAGUUCCUGACCUACCCCAUGCAAACAGAAUGGCAGCGCAAAGAGCACCUGCACCUCACCAUCAUCCAGAACUUUGACAGAGGCAAAUGUUGGGAGAAUGGCAUUAUCUUGUGCCGGAAGAUUGCAGAGCAGUAUGAGAGUUAUUAUGACUACAGAAACCUGAGCAAGAUGCGGAUGAUGGAAGCCUCUUUGUAUGACAAAAUUAUGGACCAGCAACGUCUUGAACCAGAGUUCUUCAGAGUUGGAUUUUAUGGAAAAAAAUUUCCAUUUUUCUUAAGAAAUAAGGAGUUUGUGUGUCGAGGGCAUGACUACGAGAGGCUGGAAGCCUUCCAACAGAGAAUGCUGAACGAGUUCCCCCAUGCCAUCGCCAUGCAGCACGCCAACCAGCCCGAUGAGACCAUCUUCCAGGCAGAAGCUCAGUAUUUGCAGAUAUAUGCUGUGACUCCCAUUCCAGAGAGCCAGGAGGUCCUGCAGAGAGAGGGUGUUCCGGACAACAUCAAAAGCUUCUAUAAAGUGAAUCACAUCUGGAAAUUCCGCUAUGACCGACCAUUUCACAAAGGCACAAAAGAUAAAGAGAAUGAAUUCAAGAGUCUCUGGGUGGAGAGAACGUCAUUAUACUUGGUGCAGAGUUUGCCUGGCAUCUCUCGCUGGUUUGAAGUGGAAAAGCGUGAAGUGGUAGAAAUGAGUCCUCUGGAAAAUGCAAUUGAAGUGCUAGAAAAUAAGAAUCAGCAGCUGAAGACUCUGAUUAGUCAGUGUCAGACAAGACAGAUGCAGAAUAUUAAUCCCCUGACUAUGUGCCUGAAUGGAGUUAUAGAUGCUGCAGUUAAUGGUGGCGUUUCCAGGUAUCAAGAGGCAUUCUUUGUCAAAGAAUAUAUCUUAAGUCACCCUGAAGAUGGGGAGAAAAUUGCACGAUUAAGAGAGCUGAUGCUUGAGCAGGCACAGAUUCUGGAAUUUGGUUUGGCCGUGCAUGAGAAGUUUGUACCUCAAGAUAUGAGACCCCUUCACAAAAAGCUGGUUGACCAAUUCUUUGUGAUGAAGUCGAGCUUAGGGAUACAGGAGUUCUCUGCUUGUAUGCAAGCCAGUCCUGUCCAUUUUCCUAAUGGAAGCCCUCGUGUGUGUAGAAACUCAGCACCUGCUUCUGUGAGCCCAGAUGGUACCAGGGUAAUUCCUAGACGCAGCCCGUUAAGUUACCCAGCUGUCAACCGAUAUUCUUCCUCCUCACUGUCCUCACAAGCUUCUGCUGAAGUAAGCAAUAUUACAGGGCAAUCAGAAAGCUCUGAUGAAGUCUUUAACAUGCAGCCAAGUCCAUCUACCUCAAGCUUGAGUUCUACUCACUCGGCUUCACCUAAUGUGACAAGUUCUGCUCCAUCGAGUGCCAGAGCUUCUCCUUUGUUGUCUGACAAACACAAACAUUCCCGAGAAAACUCUUGCCUGUCACCAAGAGAGAGACCAUGCAGUGCCAUCUAUCCAACACCUGUGGAGCCUUCGCAGAGGAUGCUGUUUAAUCAUAUUGGAGACGGGGCCUUGCCACGCAGUGACCCAAAUCUCUCUGCACCUGAAAAAGCUGUGAACCCCACCCCUAGCAGCUGGAGCCUGGACAGUGGGAAGGAAGCCAAGAACAUGUCGGAUAGUGGGAAACUUAUCUCUCCCCCUGUCCCUCCAAGACCCACACAGACUGCUUCACCAGCAAGACACACGACAUCAGUAUCCCCCUCGCCUGCCGGGCGAUCUCCAUUGAAGGGCUCUGUGCAGUCUUUCACCCCCUCUCCAGUGGAGUACCACUCGCCAGGACUCAUCUCCAACUCCCCUGUCUUGUCGGGCAGCUACAGCAGUGGGAUUUCUUCUCUCAGCCGGUGCAGCACGUCGGAAACCUCAGGCUUUGAAAAUCAGGUGAAUGAACAGUCGGCCCCCCUGCCGGUGCCAGUGCCGGUGCCCGUGCCGAGCUACGGCGGGGAGGAGCCAGUGCGCAAGGAGAGCAAGACUCCGCCCCCGUACAGCGUCUACGAGCGGACUCUGCGGCGCCCCGUCCCGCUACCUCACAGCCUCUCCAUCCCCGUCACGUCGGAGCCGCCCGCGCUGCCCCCCAAGCCUCUGGCAGCGCGAUCCAGCCACCUGGAGAAUGGGGCCCGGAGGACUGACCCCGGCCCGCGGCCCAGGCCCCUGCCCCGCAAGGUCUCUCAGUUAUAAGUCACUUUUCUAUGUACCUGCGAUGCAUUCUUUGCCCGUUUACAAAAUAAGAAGUAUGAUGAGAAGACAUUUAGUGUAGGCACUUUAAUAACUUACUCAGCUCCUUCGAUGAAUGGAAUUAAAACUUGCUUAUUAAAUAUCAUGUUGCACAAUAUUAAAAGUUGCUGAUCUAAAACGCCAGAUGUUAAAUGAAGUAUGGCUGAAUUUCAUUAAAACGUUUCUCAUUUGGAAGUGGUAAAUAGUGAUAAAGACUCCUUUUGUACCUUUUUAUGUUCACUUUUUUUUAUAUAGUUUAAUCUUAAAACCAAUACGAUAUUGUCAAACGAUACAAUGUGUGACAAUGUUGUAUCGUUUUUACUGAAUACUUGAUACUUGGAGAAAGCUUAUUAAGUCAGUGCACAUCCUAACACAGUGGUCCUUAUUUUAGAAGACUUCUGUAAAUAAGGCAAGGUUUAUCAGUGCAGAUCAUCAGAAUUAAAGUUCAAGCAGGCGAGCAAGACAGUAUACUUAAGGGGUUGCAAAGCUUGGGACUGGAAAUUGUUUUGUUCUUGAAACAAAAUACUUCUUUAAGGUUGCUUUUGCUGUUUGACUGCUGUCUACAUUCGUAAAAUUCUAUUUUGUGAAUUGGUAGCUAAAUCCCUUACUACCCUGACACCGUGGUAUCUACUGUAUUUCUUUUCAAGGUGCAAUUUGCUUCAGAGUUCCAAUCAGCUAGAUUAAGCAAGAGGCUCCAGAAGAAAUGUUUACUUGAAUUUUGCGCUUCCUUUCUUGAUAGUUUCCUAUAUAAAAUUUGUCAUUGAACAAGAGCAAAUGCUGAAGUAUUAAUGAGGCACAAAUGACUGUGCCCCAUUAGCAAGAAUUCAGGAAUCAAUACAGACAGUAUUAAAUUAAUAGCUUAAGUGAAGAAAAAAAAAACUUAGUGAAAAUGUAUUAGCACGAUUAAAUGGCAAAAGGACUUAUAAAAGGCAAGGGCAUUAACUUUCAGUCCUGCACAAAAUAAAAAAUUCCUCACGACUCUCCACUUUUACCAGUGGAGUUUGUCUUAGCUGACCUGUCGUCUUUCUCUUGAAGGAGGAUUGCUGUAGACUUCUCUAGCUUGAAUAUUGCAACAUAGCAUCUUAGGUCUAGAUAGGGAUGCUAAUGCCAGUUGUAGAAGUGUGAAAAAAGCACCUUGUAUGUAGUAAUGUAUUUUAUAUCUUUGUUUUUUCUUUUACUGACUGUUUAUAACACUCAAUUGACAAUAGAUAUGAACUGUAUUUUAAAUCAUACUGUUAAAUAUUUUCCCUCUUUUGUUGGGAAGCUCAUUUUAGUUUAACCAUGUUUGUUUUGUUGGUAGCUUACCUGGAAGGCAGUGACCACUUUUUUAUAUUCUCUUAAUGAAACCAUUCAGCAGGUAUAUGCUGUUGAGGCUGGUUAUAGAGGUUUUCUAUAAUAAAUGUUCAAGUAUUUUUGUAUAUAACUGGUUAAUUUUAAUAAGAGAUACCAUUAUGUGUAAAAAAAAGUAAAAAUAAACGCAAACAGUUGUUGAUGCAGUAUGAUUGUUAUAAUUAUGCCAAAUACUUUACGUAUGGAAAAAGAAUAUUUGUACAUAUGUGCUUUUAACAAUUCUGCCAUAUUGACUUUACAAUUUUGAAUGUCGGAAAAAUUAAUAUAUGUUAAAUAUUUAUGUUUAGUGAAAGUGUUCAUAAUUGAGAAAAGGAACAUAUGCAUUUUAGCUUUGUAUCUUGCAAGUUUUGCAGUCAGAAAUUUUUUGAACUAGCUUUUGCUUUUGAUAACACUUCGUGUUUGUAACCACAUUCAUAUAUAUAUACAUAUAUAUGUGAAGCUCCAUAUUUCUGUUGCUUUAAAGAAGUAAAACCUUCCAUUUAAAUAAGAUGACAUGCAUAAGAUAACAAAGCUUCCUUGAUUUCCUUUUCCUGUGUAAUUUAAUAGAUUUGUUGACUAGUGCUUGGGCACAUUAUAAAUCAGUGUUAUUUGCUCUUGGAGCCAUUUUUUAAAAAAAAUUUUGGCAGUGAGCAGUUGAAUUUAUCUUGAAUUUAUCAUGUGUGUGUAUUUCUGAAGCAGCUACAUAGCAGAACAUUUUAAGAGAUUCUGUUAGCCCACAUGUUCAUGUUGGUUGCUGCUGAAUGGUAAAUAUUAAAUAAAAUUACCAGAUUAAUCUUAA
Molecule: messenger RNA, 13256 nt
Organism: Homo sapiens (human)
Lineage: Eukaryota; Metazoa; Chordata; Mammalia; Primates; Hominidae
Gene: DOCK4
Product: dedicator of cytokinesis 4
Exons: 53
Coding region: 5132-11092 (1986 amino acids)
Biological process (GO): small GTPase-mediated signal transduction; regulation of postsynapse assembly
Cellular component (GO): plasma membrane; glutamatergic synapse; postsynapse
Molecular function (GO): GTPase activator activity; guanyl-nucleotide exchange factor activity
Source: RefSeq, a predicted model, not a curated record